UAUGUUCCUAAGUCUUUUUAAACAUUAUUCAUAAACAAACACUAUAAUUUCUUCAAAAUAUAUAUAUAUUGAGUUUUCUAUACAUGGCUACUCUUGCAAGUUCAAUGUCAUCGUUAAGGAGUUCGAAAAUGAGGAAAUGGCAAGGAUGUUCAAAGCAAGUUAGACAACAAAGGGCAAGACUUUAUAUUAUUUGGAGAUGUACAGUCUUGCUUCUAUGUUGGCACGAUUAAUUAUAAUUAUCGUUGUCAUAGGCUUAAUUUCUAGUUAUGUUUUGUGAUGAACGAUGAUGAAUCGAUUGUAUAGGUUUUUUUUUCUUUUCUGAAGGGUUGUGAUCUUAUAGACUUAACUUUUGUGUAGGAGUAGUAUUAAAUUACAUGUAGAAUGUAAAAAUGUAUACAAAGAGUUUAUGAUUGAAUAAUACUCAAGGAUACUUUUCUUAUUACUAA
Molecule: messenger RNA, 446 nt
Organism: Solanum pennellii
Lineage: Eukaryota; Viridiplantae; Streptophyta; Magnoliopsida; Solanales; Solanaceae
Exons: 1
Coding region: 84-230 (48 amino acids)
Biological process (GO): negative regulation of cell population proliferation
Source: RefSeq, a predicted model, not a curated record